Sodiomyces alkalinus F11 is the source of this 1077-nucleotide messenger RNA. RefSeq names its product FAD dependent oxidoreductase. The transcript has 4 exons. Gene Ontology annotation, molecular function: FAD binding; D-amino-acid oxidase activity. The coding region runs from base 1 to 1077 and encodes 358 amino acids. NCBI's taxonomy places the organism in Eukaryota, Fungi, Ascomycota, Sordariomycetes, Glomerellales, Plectosphaerellaceae. The record is from RefSeq and is a predicted model, not a curated record.
AUGAGACCACUCUCACUAGCCGGGGUGAUAGGCUUGACCUCCGCCCUCUUGCUCGCUGAGGACCCGGCCAAUUCGGUGACAAUCGUUUCCAAGCACAUGCCUGGAGACUAUGACAUCGAAUAUACAUCUCCCUGGGCUGGUGCCAAUUUCAUGCCCAUGUCAUUCGAGGAAAACAGCAGGUGGGAACGGAGGACAUGGCCGGUGCUAAAGAAACUGGCCGAGGAAGUGCCUGAAGCUGGCAUCCAUUUUCAAAGAGUCCAAGUCUACCGCCGCGAUAAGGACAUAAUCACAGGAGCCGCCAGCUUCGACGGGCUCUUCGUCUCGAACCCAUGGUUCGGCACCCUCUUCGACGACUACCGCGAGCUUCCACCCGACGAGCUCCCCCCGACCGCCUCGUCGGGCUGCGAAUGGACCUCGGUCUGCAUCAACACGGCCAUCUACCUCCCCUGGCUCGUAGGCCGGUGCCGCCGCCACGGCGUCGUCUUGAAGCGCGCGGUGCUCUCGCACAUCCGCGAAGCCAAGGAGCUGCACCACACCGGCCGCCCGGCCGAUGUCAUCGUCAACGCGACGGGUCUGCUGGCGUCCCGGCUCGGCGGGGUGGAAGACCAGAGUGUGGUUCCGGCUCGGGGCCAGAUCGUGGUGGUGCGCAACGAGGUGUUGCCCAUGGCGACCAUCAGCGGCACUGAGGACGGGGAGAAGGAGGUUUGCUACAUGAUGACUCGGGCGGCGGGUGGAGGGACGGUCCUGGGAGGCACGUACGACGUUGGGAACUGGGAUGCCAACCCGGAUCCGAACAUCGCGGUGCGAAUCAUGAAGCGGUGUAUCGAACUGAAUCCGAGCCUAACGGGGGGGAAGGGCAUCGAGGCUUUGGAUAUCAUCCGGCAUGGGGUCGGGCUGAGGCCUUACAGGAAGGGAGGCGUCCGCAUUGAGGCGGACAGGAGCAUCUUGGAGGAUGGCACGCCGGUGGUGCAUAAUUACGGACAUGCUGGCUGGGGUUUCCAAGGCUCAUUUGGCUGUGCUGAGAAGGUCGUAGAGUUGGUCCAAGCGAUCCAGACGCAAGAGAAGGCGAAGUUGUAG